GUCCAGGCAGUUCCCUUUUUAUUCAAUUACUGGAAGUGUACAUGGGGACGUCUAUCCUCUGGUGAUUUAUUUUUUAAUUGUGAGUUUGUUUAUAAGAGCUGCCCACACUGCUUGAAUUUAAAAAAGCUACUCUACUCUGCUCCGAAGACACAAAAUGGUCUUCAUUUCUACUGACAAUCUCCAUUUUGUUCUUUAUUUGUCAAUAGGUCUCCUGAGUGUUCUGCCACUUACAGAAUGUGGUCAAAUUAGGCUUAUCGGGCCCACACGCUGCUCUGGUAGACUGGAGGUCUUCCACCAAGGCACAUGGGGAACAGUGUGUGACGAUCACUGGAGCAUAAAUAAUGCUGACGUGGUGUGUCGAGAGUUAGAUUGUGGGACGUCCCUUGAGGUGAAAAAAGGCGCCUUCUUCGAACAUGGGAAGGAUGAAAUCUGGUUGGAUGAUGUGCAAUGCACUGGCCAUGAGAGUUCCAUCCUAAAAUGCCCCCACAGACCACUUGGAGAAAGUAAUUGUGGCCACAAUGAAGAUGUUGGGGUUAUCUGCUCGGAUAAUGUGAGGGUGAUCAAUGGAAGCAACCGUUGCAAUGGCAGAGUGGAAGUCUUUUAUGAUGGCCACUGGAGUCGAGUGUGCAGCAGUGACUGGGGCACCCUCGAGGCCGACAUUCUGUGCAAAGAGAUUAACUGCGGCACUCCUGUUGCUGCAGUUGUAAUGCCACAUUUUGAAGGGACACAUGACAGAAGUGGUGUCAAAACCUCCUGUUUCGGAAAUGAGAGCACUAUUGCACAGUGCGCACUUCAAGAACUCAAGCAGUCCUGUGAAGACGCUAGUGUUUUCUGUUCAAACAGUAAACCAAUUCGAUUGAUGAAUGGGACUAAUAGGUGCUCUGGUCGAGUGGAAGUCUACCAUGAUGCAGUGUGGGGAACAGUUUGCGAUGACAAAUGGGGGAUACAGGAGGCCUCCGUUGUAUGCCGAGAGAUGAACUGUGGAAAUUCCCUCGGAGUCAAGUACAAGGCGUUCUAUGGGAGAGGCCACGAUCAGAUUUGGCUGGAUGAUGUUGAGUGCAUCGGUCAUGAGAAGUCGCUCUCUGACUGCCCUCACAAAGGUUUUGGAAACAAUGACUGCGAUCACAAUGAAGAUGCUGGUGUUGAAUGCUCAGAGAAUCUCAGAUUGACCAAUGGAACGGACCAAUGCUCCGGCCGAGUGGAGCUCUUUCACAAUGGCCAUUGGGGGCCAAUUUGUAAUAAUAACUGGAGCCUUAGAGAAGCUACAUUAGCGUGCAAGGAACUUGAGUGCGGAGCUCCCAAAAAAUCCCAAGAAAAAAGUUUUGGUCGAAGUGGAAUGAAAGGCUUUACAACUACAUGCUCUGGAGAUGUGAGCUCUAUCACCCAGUGCGAAAUUCAUGAGUCGGGGGCAUGUGAUGGUGUUUCUCUUUCAUGUGCAGAUUCUUCCUCAGGUAUUCCACCACUCAGGCUUGUCAAUGGCACUGGCCGAUGCUCUGGCAGAGUUGAAGUUCUGCAAAAUGGCUUGUGGGGAACAGUGUGCGAUGACGAGUGGGACUUCAAAAAUGCUCAGGUGGUUUGCAGGGCCAUGGACUGUGGAACGGCUCUAACAGCCAAAACUAAUGCCUACUUUGGUAAAGGCCAUGGAGACAUCUGGCUGGAUGAUGUCAAGUGCAUUGGGAAUGAGACGUCCCUUUUCCACUGUCAACAUCCCAGCUUAGGAGACAAUAACUGUGGCCAUGAAGAAGAUGCUGGUGUGAUUUGUUCAGAUACCAUUAGGCUGAUCAAUGGGACUGACCAGUGCUCAGGCAGGGUGGAAGUCCACUAUGGUGGCCACUGGUCUCCAGCAUAUAACCUUAACUGGGGAAUGAAUGAAGCUACAGUGGUGUGCAGAGAGAUGAAUUGUGGGGAUCCUGUGAGGGUCACAGGAUCAUUUGGUCAAGGCAGUGAUAUGAGAGGGUAUAAGAUCAGUUGUGGUGGAAGAGAGAGCUCUAUAGUACAGUGCUCGCUGAGAGAAUAUGUCAGAACGAGCUUUGAUACCAUUGAAGAGGCAGCGGUUGAAUGUUCAGGCAAUGUCAAAUUGUCCGGUGGGUCCAAUCGUUGUGUUGGAAAAGUGGAGUUUUACAACAAAGGCCAGUGGGGGACUGUGUGUGGUGACUCCUGGGAUAGGAAUGAUGCUGCAGUGGUAUGCAGACAGCUGAACUGUGGUGGGGCUCAUAAGAUUACCACCUUCACCGAAUAUGGACACAGCACUAGCCAUACCUGGACCGAUCAAAUUGGAUGCAAUGGACAAGAGUCUACCCUGAGUCAGUGCACACAAACCCCAUUUAUAGACAAAACCUGCAACAUCACCUCAGUUGCCGGUGUUAUCUGCACAGGAAGUUUGGAGGUCCGAUUGACCAACGACAAGGACGACUGCUCUGGUAGAGUAGAGGUUCGUCAAGGUGAUGUGUGGCAAACAGUAUGCGAUGCAGACUGGACCCUGAGUAAAGCUGAGGUUGUGUGUGAGCUGCUGGAGUGCGGACGUGCCAUAAACGUAUACGGUGCUGCCCAUUUUGGCCAAGGCAGAGGACCAGUAGUGGAGGCCAGCAAUUUGUGUUUUGAAAAUGUGACAUCUCUUCAGCAGUGCUCACUCAACGGUUUCAGAGCAGCAACAUGUGGGCAUGACCGUGAUGCUGGAGCUAUUUGUGCAGCACAGCUUCGUCUGGUCGGUGGCUCCGGUGAAUGCUCGGGACGAGUAGAGAUUUUGUAUAAAGGCAUGUGGGGAACUGUGUGUGAUGAUGAAUGGGAAAUGCCAAAUGCCGAUGUGGUGUGUAGACAGCUUGGCUGCGGUCACGCUGUUUCUGCUCCUGCAAGUGCUCACUUCGGUAGAGGAUCUGGUCCAAUAUGGCUGGAUAACGUGGAGUGUUCAGGUCAAGAGACUGCUCUGACAUACUGUACUCAUCCUGGGUUUGGAGAAAAUAACUGCGGGCACGGUGAAGAUGCUGGUGUCAUAUGUUUAGGAGCUCUACAGAAACCUGAAAUCUCCAUUAGUCCUGGGUCAGAGGUUAACUGGGGUGACAGAGUCGAAAUCACCUGCAGGAUCGUAACAGAACAAAUGGGUGGGACAUUCGCCCUGAAAAAGCUUCAAGGAUCGUUUAAAAUGGAAAAAUUCUCAGAAAAUGAAGCGGCAACCUUUGCUUUCCCCACGGUGGACUUCAACCAAAAGGGAUCAUACUUCUGUGAAUAUCAGAAGAAACUGGUCGGUCAACUCAUCUAUUAUCCUCAAGGAAAUACUGCAGAGCUCUCUGUUACCGUGAAACUGGAGACACCGAGCAUCUCGCUGACUUCCCCUCACGCGAUGGUGAUCUACAGCCCUGUCAAAAUAUCGGUCCCCGAAGGCAGCAGCUUCUCUGUCACUUGCUCUACUCAUUCCAAAUAUCCCGCAGGUGUCUUCUAUCUGGCAAAGUCCAACAAGAACACCACCGAGAUGAAGCCAGCAUUUGGCCACUCUGUCUUCUACCUUGCAUACUUUGAAUUUCCUGCAACAGAUUUUAUACACCAAGGAGAAUAUAGCUGUGUCUAUGCUGUUAACCUCUCCUCUGUGGUCUUCACUUCCCCGCCUUCAAAGUCACUUGAAGUUGCUGUAAUUGCAUCUUCAUCAUCAUCGGUCGUCACAGGAGUUGUGGUCAGUCUAGUGGUGUUGGUAAUUGUGCUGGCUAUAGGCUACAUGGUUUGGAGAAGGAGAUGGCGCGGUGCUGGUACCAUGGUUCAGUUUAGUAACAGGUUUGGUGGAGCGAUAAAACAAGAUGCAGAAGACAGAAGCAACGGAGCACCUAGUGGCAGGGGCCACAAUACCCUGGUGAAUGAUGAACCUGCUGGACACAGUCAUAGCCCGGAGGAGAAGAUUGCAGAUGUGGACUUUGAUGACUCUGUUGAAAAAGUCCCUGAAGACCUGGCUGGGAGAGUGUGUUACGAGCUUGAACCACUCGUUAACUCAUGAUAACAAAAUGACUCCUGGGACAACCUGCGUUAUGCGGUUUCGAUAGAUUUGAACACGCAACGUUGUUCUAAAAAAAGCAGUGUUACUCUGUGCAGGUUACACUUCUGUUGCACCUGUAGCCACAGCUAACAGUGAUGUUACAGUGUACUGGUACACUCUGGGGUACACGUCUACAUCACAGCAGCAAAAUUUAAUUGUUAGCGCUCAGAAAAAAACAAUCAGCUGGUGUUAUGUUGCUCUUACUGUCAGACCAUAGGAACAUUAAGGAACUGGGUUAAUUGUGUUUUUAAUCCUCUUUUUAUGUAAACAAAUGAUUCAGAAAUGUACCAACUUCAUAUUUCCUCAAAUACAUGAUUUCUUCCUCAAAUUGAAUUUCUCUAUAAAACAUAUUUUCCUCGUCUUGAAGCCAUUUUUAUUUUUCCAGUAGAUGCAGCCGAUCACAAAGCACAGUUUCAUGGACCUGU
Molecule: messenger RNA, 4443 nt
Organism: Paralichthys olivaceus (Japanese flounder)
Lineage: Eukaryota; Metazoa; Chordata; Actinopteri; Pleuronectiformes; Paralichthyidae
Product: scavenger receptor cysteine-rich type 1 protein M130-like
Biological process (GO): zymogen activation
Cellular component (GO): plasma membrane
Molecular function (GO): serine-type endopeptidase activity
Source: RefSeq, a predicted model, not a curated record